Molecule: messenger RNA, 1941 nt
Organism: Amphibalanus amphitrite
Lineage: Eukaryota; Metazoa; Arthropoda; Thecostraca; Balanomorpha; Balanidae
Product: piggyBac transposable element-derived protein 4-like
Exons: 1
Coding region: 1-1941 (646 amino acids)
Source: RefSeq, a predicted model, not a curated record
AUGCCACGCUCAAGAGGCAGGAAGCGGGCGGCUGAGCCUAGCACUAGUGGGUCACCCCGCCGUCCAGGCCAGCCUCUGACAGCAGAAGAGAUCCAGCUCUUGCUGCAGGAAGACGACAGCGAUCCUGAGGUCCGGUCAGAAUCGGACGAUGACAGCGACUGGGAUGAAGAGCCGGAAGCUGUCACCGACUUCACAGAAGUGGACGGCGAGCCGCAUCAAGCUGCCGCUGCUGCUGCAGGGACUCCCGGUCCCAGCGGCGAUGGCCAUGCCGUGGCUCCCAGCUCAGACAGCGAGGCAUCGGAAGACGAAGCUGCUGACCGCCCGGCGGCCAACUUCACCCGGGUGGAGCAGGCUGGUGGCCAAGAGCUGUCAAGAACAGGGUGGGUGUGGACCACGGUGCCGCCCAAUCACCGUGUCCGUGCCCGCCCAGGCAACAUCAUGCGCGGCAGCCCGGGCCCAAAGGGAGCGGCGAAGGACGUCAACAUACCGAAGGACGCGUUCGGCCUCUUCCUUCCAGAUAGCCUGCUAACGCAGAUUCUGGAACGGUCGAAUGAAGAAGGAGAGCGCCUCGCAGCAGCAAGCAACCGCACCCACAUCCCCGUGACGCUGAUGGAGCUACGGGCCUUCAUUGGUCUCGUUCUCCUGCGGGGUUGUGAGGGCGACCGCCGCUGCAAAAUCGACGACCUGCUCUACGGGCCUUUCUCAAGGCCAUUCUACAGGGCGACGAUGACGAAGAACCGCUUUGUCUACAUAAAGCGGAUCCUCCGGUUCGAUAAUCGAGCCGACCCAGAAGAACGGCGCAAGAGGGACAAGUUUGCGGCAAUCCGAGAUGUCUUCUCGGAUUUCAACAGCCGUCUGGCCAAGUUCUACACGCCGUCAGACUGCAUCACCGUCGACGAGACGCUGCGAGCCUACCGUGGUCGGUGCGGCUUCGUGAUCUACAUGCCGAACAAGCCGGACAAGUACGGCCUGCUGUUCCGGGACGUAGCAGACGUCCGAUCACGCUACAUGCUGAACAUCAUGCCGUACGCCGGCAAGGCUGAAGAUCCUGACCCUGAGCUCCACAUCACCGGAGCGUCCAACGUGGUCCAUCAUCUGGUCCGGCCGUUCUAUCGCACCGGCCGGAACGUGACCGCCGACCGCUUCUACAGCUCGGUGGACCUCUGUGAGGAGCUUCUCGCAGAGGGCCUCACCUACGUCGGCAAGGUCAUGGCAAACCGUCGACACCUGCCGGAGGACGCAAAGAAGACCGAAGGGAGAGAAGUAAACUCAUCGAAGUUCUACUGGUCCGAGAACAUCAUGGUGACGUCCUACAACAAGAAGACCAACAAGAACGUGCUGCUGCUGUCGACCCAGCACGCCAACCCGCUGGUCGCCGCUGACGGCAAGAAGAAGCCCGAGGUUAUGUUGUUCUACAACGAGACCAAGGGCGGAGUCGACACGGUCGACCAGAUGAUCGGCACCUACACCUGCCGGGUGGCGACGCGGCGCUGGCCCUUGGCUGUCUUCCUGCUGAUGCUGGACGUGGCGGCUCUCAACGGCUGGGUCAUCUGCGCGGCAUCCGGGUCCUUCUCGGACACCAAGCACGGCGACAGGAAGCUGUUCCUGAGGGAGCUCGGCCUCUCCCUGGUGAAGCCGCUGAUCCUGCUUCGACCUGCUGAAGGGCUCACCAUGAAGACAAGAGCAGCCAUCGAGAACGUCCUGGGCAGCCGUCUACCGGCCCAGCCGCAGCCACGCCGAGAGCCCACCACCGCACGCGCCAGGUGUGCCACCUGCGUGGCAGACCAGCAGGGUGCCGGCUACAAGCGCAGUCGGCACACCAACGUGAACAAGGUGAAGUCGCGGUGCUGCAAGUGCAAAAUGCCGGUGUGCCGCAAGCACAGCAAGCGGAGCCUUCCUCUCUGCAACAGCUGUGACGCUGGCCCGUCCGGCGUGGAGUGA